CGUUUUAUUUUAUUUUUUAAUGUUUAUUUUAGGAGUCACUGAAUAUCUGUUUAAAUAUUCUCGGUUCUCAGUUAGUUAAUCAGUUAUAUAGCUGAUUAACUGGUAGAUUAUUCCUUUAGUUUAAUGGUUAUGAUGAUUGGAGAAUUAUUCAUGAUUACAUAAUUUCGACUACUAGGUGAUGAAUUACAUUUGAUUUGUUCGCAGAUAGAACAGCUGUCAACUCGCGAACUGUCGAGAGUCGACGCAGAUCGUCACUCGUCAGUGUCCCGCAAGGCGUGAGGAGUGAAGGGUGAAGUCGCUGCUGUUGGAUGAUCACCAGCAGGAAUUGCUCACUUGGCUCUCCCUUCUGCCAUCGUCACGCUGCGCGUCUGCGCCGUACGCUAGGAACUGAACUGACACCGGGAUAGUCAUUCAUAUUGUGACCAUAACGGUUAUUUGAUGUUAGCUUCUGUAAAGAAAUAGUGAAUGACAUCAUAACCCUUCUGCCUGGAUGCGACUUGACCACGUUUCGCUAUAUACUCUGAUCAAUUCCAGACGACAGUUCUUAGGUUAAGUCGUGCGUUUGACAAGAGAAAAGUCUAUUAGAAAACCCUGUAAAUAUAUCAUAUAUCGAAAUUAUAUCGAGAAGAAUGAGUGACUAUUUGUCCCCAAGAGCAGCAGAUGCGUCAUGCAUCACAAACGAUGACAUCAACGCGUUGAAGUUUUUCAUGGCGGUGCGAGCUACCGGUCCUGUGGCCAAGCUAUUCGCAGCUGUUUUCGAAAAAUAUCGCGAUCCUGAAUCAAAAAUUAUCGAGGAUUUUUUUUGUUCUGAAAAGUGCAAAGUGAAACUCACUGAAAAAGAAAGAUACGCGAUACAGCGCGACACUCUGCAAGAUUGUGACAUCACGUUGCUGUACAAGCUCCUUCAGACAUGCAAAAGCUUGGGUUCGGACACCAACUAUAAGGACCAACCCCCAGGCUCUAUUCAAAAUAGUUUGUAUCUCCUGAAAGAAAAGCGCAACUUCUUCUGCCAUGAAGUAGUGCGAUUGUCAGAUGAUAAACUUGACUCAUUUAUGACGAACAUCAGCAAACUUUCAGCCAAAGUCUGUGACCAGGCAUCACUUGAUGUAGCUCUCAAGAAAGAGAUCCUAAAUGAGUUGAAACACAUCCGCGAUUCCCCUAUACCGCAGUCUGAAAUUACUGGAUGUUAUGAUCAGAUUGAAGAAUGCAUCCAAGAAGGUAUCCUGGCGGACAGCAUUGAAGAGCUGAAGGAGAGAUACAGCAGAAUGCGCGUUAUAUCUCCCAUUACGUGGUUUUCCAACAACGAUUUGCAGCAACUCACCAUCGACAAGGUAUUCACCAAAUUCACUAUGAGUCACAGCAGCACCAGCGUUGACAUAGGAAAAGUUUUCGUGGUUAAAUACGACCACGGAGCCGACUGUUCAACAGUUGUCAUCACCGGCAUUGCAGGUUCUGGUAAAACAUCGCUGUGCAGGUUCAUCAUUUACAGCUGGUCAGGACAAACCGGCGAGGUGGAGAAGCUGGACGACUGCAAGCUGCUGAUUUUAAUAGAUUGCCGAAAUGUUUGUUCGGAUGGCUUCGCUGCUUAUAUCAAAGAACAACUGCUUCCGAAUUCGUUCGCCGAGGUACCUAAAGAUGAAGUCAUCGGGAUUUGCCGGAAAGCGAAUCCCUUGUUCGUGUUCGAUGGUUACGAUGAAGCAGAUGAAGCGGCACGGAAUCUCAUUAAGGAAAUUCACCUCAAAUUUGAAUCUUCCAAGAAAAUCAUCACGUCAAGACCUCACAUCUAUUCAGAACUGUCAGCCAGCAUUGGGGGGCAUGACAGUCCAAUGCUACAAUUGGAAAUAAAUAGAUUUGACUGGCGUUGCAUCAAGGCUUUUUCUCUUAAUCUAUUUUCUGUACUAGGAAAGGCAUCCGAAACAGAAAACUUCCUCAAAUUCAUUAAGCAACGGAAGAAAAAGCUACAAUCCAUCAUCAGCCUGCCGCUGACUCUGGCUCUACUCAUUAUGCUUUGGAUCGACGAUAGCUCCAAGAUUGACGAGUUAUCUUCGGAGUGCCAAAUCCACGUCGAGAUUAUCAAGAUGAUGAAGCGUCGAUUGUCUAGGAGACUUGCUGAUAAUCCUAACGUAACUUCGAAUGUCAUUGAUAAUUUUUUCCACUGUUUGGGAAAGAUUGCUCUAAAAGGCAUUGCAAAGCGACGACUCUUCUUGAAGGAACGGCACAUAGAAUUUCUUAAAACCGAGUUUGAUGAAAUCUUAGAUAAUUUUAAGGUCGAAGACGCUAUGUCCUCCAUCCUGCAGUGCGACACAAGCAUCACCCUUUCUAGCUGCGAGAAGAUUUGGUCCUUCAUCCACACCACGCAACAGGAAAUGAUGGCGGCUCUCUACAUCGUCAAAGAAUUCGAAGAAGAUGGAACUUUUGCUAAUUGCUUGUCGUCGUUAGAUGUAGAGAGUGAACAAAUGAAAAACGUCAUCCUAUUUACGGUCGAAAUUUUGAAUAACAACGAUUCGUUGACUAAAGAAAGCGCCAGGUUCAUCGCUCCAGAGUUCCCCUUGUGCCCAGAAGAUAAAAAAAUCUUUAUUAGUUCUAUCCUCAAACUUAUAUAUGACAAUAAAUUUUGUAUUAAAGUAUUCAUAAAAAGACUUGGCAACAUAACUGAAACUAAACUAAACUAA
Hyalella azteca is the source of this 2672-nucleotide messenger RNA. RefSeq lists its product as uncharacterized. The transcript is spliced from 2 exons. The record is from RefSeq and is a predicted model, not a curated record. Bases 630 to 2672 code for a protein of 680 amino acids. NCBI's taxonomy places the organism in Eukaryota, Metazoa, Arthropoda, Malacostraca, Amphipoda, Hyalellidae.